Molecule: messenger RNA, 1455 nt
Organism: Stylophora pistillata
Lineage: Eukaryota; Metazoa; Cnidaria; Anthozoa; Scleractinia; Pocilloporidae
Source: RefSeq, a predicted model, not a curated record
AUGUCAAAUUUGGAAUUGCUUCAUACUGGAUUUUCAGCAAUCUUUGGUGAAGGUGGGCUCCCUUCGAGUGAUAUACACGAACUGUCCGAAACAACUUACACAAAGAUGCAACCACUGGAGAUGCCUCUCCAACAUGGCCUCCCUUGGAGUCAGAUACACGAACCGUUCGAAGAAAGUUACACCGGGAUGCAACCUUUUCCAUCUCUGGGAGCAAGUAGAGGUAGUAUCGACCCCAGAGGACUUGAUCCCCAAUACGAUUUUUAUUUCAGUGAUGUCAAAGAUGAUGGUAAGAAAUACAUGAGAGGAGGGCAUCAAUAUCAUCGACCGUACGGUUGGAAAAAGAUAGCAAUCAAAGUUCGGGCGGUUUCGUAUCACGGCACGCAGGUCUCGAAAGCCCGGAAGAUAGUCAAAGAAGACCUUAAACCUGGUCCCAGAGCAAAGUUUGGUCCAGGCGUCUACAGCAGCCCUAGUCUGGAAAUGGUUGAAAAGAUGUAUUCACGGCCAUUCCAGUUUGAGGGGAAAAACUUCAAAAUUGCCUUUCAGAAUCGUGUCAAUUCUAGGCGCGUCCAAAUCAUCCCUGCUACACAAACAGAAGUUGGAGCGGACUACUGGCUCACGCAGAAAGACGAUAUUCGUCCCUAUGGUGUACUUAUUAAAGAAAUUAAAGAAGUAGAAGAAUUUAAAGAAGAAAGUUGUACGCUUUUUUAAACCAUUCCUGAGCUCACAAGAUGUAUUUUAGAUCGUGACCCUCAGGCAAGUUUACUGAAUCGUAUUUGCUGGUAGCUUGAUUGUUUUAUGGAUAAAGUUUUCUUUCAAUUUCAACUUUGCUGUUCGCGGGUUGAUUGUUUAUUCUUCACUUGGGAGAACAUUGUUAGCAUUCAAAAUAUAGUAUGAAAUCAUAUUAAACUUGAAGCCACAGUGGCCAUCAUUUGGGCUCGCCUCUAUGAUGGGGGUGUUAAGCUUUCGUAGCAAGUCACAUAGAGAGACCGUAAAAACCCUCGCGGUUUACUUUAGUUCUUCAAUCGCCUCCCGAUACAUGUAAAUAAGGUGGACCAAAGUGGCCGGGUAUUCCGAAGUACUUCAACAAAUUUUCAGGACAUGCCGAUACGAUGGAAACACAAGUUUUUUAGCAAUAUUUCGAGACCAUUACGCAAAGUCAAUUUCGUAAUCAACCCUGACGCAAGGAGGGAAAUUUAUUGGUAGAUAUUUAUUUUUUAUAGAUUUCAUGGUUAUUCAAACAUUGUUAAAAUCUAUUACUGAAAAAGAAUUGCCAAAAAGCAAUGAAAACUCUCCAUGGCUUCCCAUGGUUGACGUAAAUGUUUGUCAUCUAACUUUGGCUUCAGAGGAAUGUUGCUGCAACGUUCUAGAAUACACACCAAGAUGCUUAAUUUUAUCUAGUCAUGUUUAGUCGAGCUGAUGCUGAAUAUGAAUGCAAAUAUAUAGUAUAUUCCAGAC